Molecule: messenger RNA, 1420 nt
Organism: Vigna angularis (adzuki bean)
Lineage: Eukaryota; Viridiplantae; Streptophyta; Magnoliopsida; Fabales; Fabaceae
Exons: 7
Coding region: 33-1040 (335 amino acids)
Source: RefSeq, a predicted model, not a curated record
UAUCAAACGAUAAAAAUGUUGAGGAGUUAUUAAUGAAAUUUGGUAAAAAAAACAUUGUUUUUGUCUGGUCCGCUACAAAAAGAGACGAUAAGCAUUUGAGAAGCAGAGGGAGAGAGAUGGCGUAUGGAUGUUGUUGCCGGUGGCAGUGGGUGGAGGCCAAAUCCAUGGGAUUGGGAUGUUGCUACUCUUCCUCGGCUGCUAGGACCAAGACGAGUCCGAGUUUUCGUCUUCGUCUUUGUUCUCCUCCUCGUCCCGUCUCUGUCACUGUCUUUGUCUCUGGUCUCUCCGAUGGUAACCCUCACACUGGCAGUGACCGAGAGGACAUAAAAGGGUCGGGAACUUCCGCCAGAGGUCGCAGACUGCUUAAAGUUCGAGAAGAGAAACAGAAGCGUGAAUACGAGCGGCUCCACAACUACCCUGCUUGGGCAAAAGUCCUCGAAAAUGCCUGCAAAGACGACGAAGAACUCCGUGGCGUUCUUGGAGAUAGUAUUGGCAACCCUGAACUCAUGAGGAAACGGGUGGAAGAUAGGGUUCGAAGGAAGGGUCGAGACUUUCAAAAGUCAAAAACAGGAUCCGUCCUUGCUUUCAAAGUCACCUUCAGAAACUUCAAUCCAACUGAUUCUUAUAUCUGGUUUGAAUUGUAUGGACCACCAUCAGAUCGGGAUGUUAAUCUAAUCGGUAAUGUUAUUCAAUCAUGGUAUGUCAUGGGUCGCCUUGGUGCCUACAAUUCAUCAAAUUUGCAGAUGGCAAAUUCAUCAAUGGAGUUUGAUCCGCUAUAUGAUGCACAUAAGGGUUUCAAAGUUAUGCCAUCAUCUUUCCAUGAUAUCAGUGAUAUUGAGUUCCAGGACAACUGGGGUCGUGUUUGGGUGGACUUGGGGACAUCUGAUUAUUUUGCAAUUGAUGUCCUUCUCAACUGUCUAACUGGCUUGAGCUCGGAAUAUCUUGGAAUCCAACAAAUUGUUUUUGGUGGUCGCCACAUGGGUGAUUGGGAAGAGGGGAUGACAAGCCCUGAAUAUGGUUACAAAUAUUUCAAGAUUUGAACUGGAACUCCUUGCAGUUGACUACACUCAGUUUGGUUCAAAAUGGGUUGUAAGAUAUGUGCAUACGGAAAGGUAAACUUUUUGGGUGAAUUUAACUUUAGGGUCAUUAUUUGUAUUUGGUAUUCUUGUCAUUCAGUCCCACUUUAGGGUGAGUUUAACCUACUCAGGCUGUGCCUGUUAGAGGAGGUAUUGCACAAGUGGAAAAUGGCAUUGCUCUUUAACUCAUCUGUAAUUUCAUUACUAAAAAGCGGAAGCAUGGUCUGGUUGUAUUUGACAUAGUAUGCGCGAAAGAAUGAUGGUAUGGUACACUGCAAGAGACAGUUUGACAUAAUUUGACAGAGGAAUGUCAUGCAUCCUCUUAUAUUAGUUAAACUUUCUCA